Molecule: messenger RNA, 1813 nt
Organism: Meleagris gallopavo (turkey)
Lineage: Eukaryota; Metazoa; Chordata; Aves; Galliformes; Phasianidae
Source: RefSeq, a predicted model, not a curated record
ACCAGGCAUUGAAUCAGCUUCAAUCAAAUGAGAUGGAAAGCAGAGCAGCUUUCUCCAAGCACCUGAGCACCCUGUAUUCCUCGCGAGCUUUAGACAAUUGGACAAGGUACUCUGCAUUCACUAAGGGCAAACUAAUCUACUUAGUUUCAACUGAACAAUCACACCACUAGUUGGAGAAAGGCAUACAUGCGAUAAAGGAGAAUGAAAAAGCUCGCUGACGUGCUGAUAUAUAGCUGAUAAGAAAAACAAAAAGCCACUUGAAAAAAAAAGCCCACACAGAUGAGUUUUAGUUGAAGCCAGAAGCUGCAUCUGGUCUCUCUUUUCUCUCCAAACGUCAAGAAGAUGUUUCCAACGAUGCUGAAGAUAUUUCCAAUUCUAGCCACCCUUGCAGGCCACGUCCACGGAGUUGUGGUAACCGUUCCUGAGAAGACGGUGAAUGUCAAGAGCGGCGGGAACGCAACCCUUCUCUGCACCUACACGAGUUCUCAGCCGCUGGGAAACUUCUUCAUUCAGUGGAGCUUUUACAGCGCCAAAGAGAGCCAACUGCACACCCCUUCCCCGUGUCAUGGUAUUCUGAGUAUGGAUGAAAAAUCAAUCAGUCAAUGUCAAAAGAUGGUGUAUGUGACAGAUGCGCGGGGAAGAUGUAGCUGGAGAUACAAGAUCUACUAUUAUUCAGAAGGACAGUCUUAUUCCUAUGGAGAAUUUAAGGACAGGAUCACAGCUUCAACAAGUCCAGGGAACGCAUCAAUAACGAUCUCCAACAUGCAGCCCUCAGACACUGGUUCGUACACCUGUGAAGUUUUCAGCCCCCAGGAUGAUGCUGGACAGAGCCAAAAAUCAGUGAUUGUCAACGUGCUGGUCAAACCCUCAAAGCCUUUCUGCAAAAUAGAAGGAACGCCUGAAAAAGGCCAUCUAAUCUACCUCUUAUGCAAGUGUGACCAAGGAUUGCCUCACCCCACCUACCGCUGGUACAAAGUAGAUGAGAACACCCUCACGCUGGUGACUGAACACUUCAAUCCAGACACUGGUAUUCUGUACAUUGGCAAUCUCACUACCUUUGAAACAGGACAUUACCGAUGCAUAGCCAGCAACAUCAUGGGGAACAGUACUUGUGAACUCGACCUAACUUCAAUGCAUUCUGAUGGUAAUAUUGUUGCUGGAGCAUUAAUUGGAGCAAUUCUGGCAGCUGUUAUCAUUUGUGCUAUCGUCUGGGUCUUAACCAAGAAGGCAAAGAAAAAGAAGUCAUCAAGUAAUGAAAUGCAAGUAAUGGCUCAGAAACAAUCCAACGCAGAGUAUGCUCAGGUACCUAGUGAAGAAAAUAUACCUGCAACCACAGUUCUACCAAGCAAUGUGACAAAUGAGCAACCUAGUGCUGAUGAAGCAGCAGCAUCUGAAACACCAGAAAUUGAUGAGAAGCACGAAAUGCAACAAGAAGAAACAGCCUGAAGUUCAUUUUAAUACAGUUUUCCUCAUUGGCUUUGGAUCACAUUAUUAAAAGAAACAACAACAAAAAACGUCACUAAAUUAACAUAGCACUGUAACUAAACUCAUUUGUAUUAUGAACCACUGGACUGGAGAUUGAAAAGGAUGGUACAGACAUACUUCAUGAAUAGAUUUGGCCUUUAAAGUUAACCACAUUUAACUUAUUAUCUAGUUAAACAUGAAUGUAAUUAUGAAAAGGCUACCAUCUGCAAUCAUCGAAUCUAGUUUGCAAAGCUAAUCAGAAAAUGGUCACAAUCUUUGGAGAAUUAAGAACUUCCCAGUCAACUAAAAGGAAAGCUGUGUGUGUCCAUACAGUUGUGAAUCACAACAG